Molecule: messenger RNA, 1476 nt
Organism: Phragmites australis (common reed)
Lineage: Eukaryota; Viridiplantae; Streptophyta; Magnoliopsida; Poales; Poaceae
Product: zinc finger protein 10-like
Exons: 1
Coding region: 357-1172 (271 amino acids)
Source: RefSeq, a predicted model, not a curated record
UCAAACAUAUUCUCUUGCUGGUCUCUCUCUCUCUCUCUCUCUCUCUCUCUCUCUCUCUCUCUCUCUCUCUCUCUCUCUCUCUCUCUCUCUCUCUCUCUCUCUCUCUCGCUAGCUUCCUAGAUCUGUUCUCCCUCUCCUCUUCGAUCAGAUCAUUCCCUGCAUGCUAUCAGGGAUCGAUGCAUCUUUCUUGAUUAAUUCUUGUACAAAGCAAUACCCACAUCCGCACACAUGCCAUCCACAAGAUACAUAUAUGCUACCUUCUUAGUCUGUGAUCUACUAGUUGCCUAGCUAGCUACCUUAUUUAUUGAUUGUUGCAACAAAAAGGCAGGCAGGCCACCUCAAUCACCCGCGCGCCUAUGAACUCCACAGCGAUGGAUCAAAUAGCAGGCAAGUACUGGGGCUUGUGGGGGGCAAGGAGAAGCGGCAGCAGCAGCCCUGCGAGCUCCAUCCCCUCUUUUGCGGCGGCGGCGGCGUACGGCAGUGAGCCGUCGUGGGAGGAGCAGGCGUUCGCGCGCGACGCGGCGCCGCACCUCGGCGGCUGCGUGUGGCCGCCGCGCUCCUACUCGUGCAGUUUCUGCCAGCGCGACUUCCGGUCAGCUCAGGCGCUGGGCGGCCACAUGAACGUCCACCGCCGCGACCGGGCCCUUCUCCGGCAGGGCUCGUCCCCCGACGACGUCCAAGAAGCUUCCUGUGAGCAACCACACCAAGGGCCUUUCUUGCACAGGGCAGCCUCUAACCCUAACACUACUAGUAGUAGUAUUGUCGUCAAUACAGCAGCCAAGGGAGAUGUGAACGUUAUUGGUACCGCUACUUCUCCUUCCUACCUAGCAACCAUCAUCAAGGAGAGCAAGAAAAAGCUCUUCAUGUCGGUACCGUCGUCCAUGGCGCUGAGAGAAGCUAUAGAUCAGUGCAGCCAUGACGACGAUGUGGAGUCUGGGAGGAUGAAGAGGAGGCGUCUGGAUCAUCCACCGGCGGUGCUUCCGAUCUUUGUGCAGCCGACGGCGUCGGCUUCCGAGGUGGCAGCAAGUGAAUCACAGGGGUUACAAGGAGUUGAUCAUGAUGCAAAGGUACCAAAAACAAUAAUUGCAUGCCCUAACUCUAGUUCCCCUCUUGUGGAUCAACAAGAAGUAGAUCUAGAGCUUAGGCUUGGGACUACUCCAAAAGUUACAUGAUAUAAGCUAGUGAUUUUGAAUGCAAAAGAAGAACAAUCUAUUCAGACUUUAAAAGAAUUAAUUGCUCGUACAUCUCGAUUGUUGCUUCCCCCUUUUAUCUUCUUUCUCCUUUUCCCCUUUUUCUUUCUAGUGUCUCUUUGGUCAAUUCGUGCAUUUUUGGCCAAAGGGCUGGUUUGCAUAUCUCUAUUUCAAUCUCAGUUUUUGCACGUUGCAAUACAUAUGCAAUUGUUGUUGAACAAGUUAUACAUGUGAGGGGUUCAUUUCGAAUUCUUGUAUCCUGUUGAAUCGAUAUUUAUUGCUCAUA